Molecule: messenger RNA, 414 nt
Organism: Gamsiella multidivaricata
Lineage: Eukaryota; Fungi; Mortierellomycota; Mortierellomycetes; Mortierellales; Mortierellaceae
Exons: 2
Biological process (GO): carbohydrate metabolic process
Molecular function (GO): hydrolase activity, acting on carbon-nitrogen (but not peptide) bonds
Source: RefSeq, a predicted model, not a curated record
CGGCCAGGCCAGAUUCUCGAGCGAUGCAUACGACCCAAUUCCUAUGCUAUCUCGUUCGAUGAUGGACCCGGCCAGUUGACGGAGGAAUUACUCGAUUAUUUGGACGAGCAGAAGCUGAAGGUGACAUUCUUUAUGAAUGGCGAUAACUGGAACUGCAUCUAUCAUUCCCAAAGGCUCUUAAAACGCGCCUACGAGGCGCAGCAUCAGAUAGCUGCUCACCCAUGGUCUCAUCGGGACUUCAACAGUCUUUCAGAUAGGGACAUCCGGCAAGAGAUGCGCCGGAUCGAAGACGCCUUCCGCCAGAUCCUAGGUGUCGUGCCCCGGUACAUGCGUCCGCCCUACGGCGAACACGGCCGGCGGAUCCAGCGCGUGCUCGAGGACAUGGGAUACCUCAUUAUUCUCUGGGAUGUCGAC